ACGAGUUGGAUAAUGAUUCAUUACUUUGGGCUUCUUUUAUUUGGGCUACUCUGUGUGAAAUUCAUCCGCAAGUCUGAAUGAAAGCGAGACAUCAGCGGCACUUUCCUUCGAUUGCACCUCCCUGCGAUAUUCAUCUUCGAAUGGCUCCACCGCGAGAUUUCAGAGAAUAUGUGAUUGGAAUUAAUCUCUUUCCUUCUUCACGGUCCUUCUUCACGGAGAUUCCAACGAUCGAGUCUAGAGCCGCAGCAUCUUGUUCUCCGAAUCUCAUCACUUCGUCUCCUCCCAGACUCCUUCGCCGCAUCUUGCAUUCUCGCCAAUGGAGACCAGAGACUAGAGCAGCAUCUCGCAAUAAAACUAUAGCCGUCACUCCCGUCAGCCUUCUCGCCUUCUCGUCAGCCGCAUCUCCUUCUCGUCAGUUGCAUCUCGUUCUCGCCAGCGCCUUCUCGCCGGAGCUGCCAACUUGUGACGGAAAUGGAAAAACAGGGAGAAGAGAUCAAUCCAUCAAGUGAAUGCUGGAGAGUUUUGGUUCGUGUGAUUCGACAGUACAAGAUGCCAGUGUAUAAUGAUCAGAAGAUGACGAAUUCGAUUGAGAUGAUAUUCAUGGACGAACAUGAAACUACUAUCCAUGCCACUGUAAGAAAAACUCCGGUGGGAACUUUUGAGAAGAAAAUAAAGGAAGGAUCAGUAUAUGUAUUUGCUUACUUCGGCGUCAGCAAUAGCAGUGGAUAUUAUCGCACUUCACGAUAUGACUUUCGCC
Messenger RNA from Cuscuta campestris, 757 nucleotides. NCBI's taxonomy places the organism in Eukaryota, Viridiplantae, Streptophyta, Magnoliopsida, Solanales, Convolvulaceae. The record is from the annotation of a GenBank genome assembly.